Molecule: messenger RNA, 6073 nt
Organism: Pocillopora meandrina
Lineage: Eukaryota; Metazoa; Cnidaria; Anthozoa; Scleractinia; Pocilloporidae
Source: the annotation of a GenBank genome assembly
AUGACUAACUACAUUAAGAAUUCAAAUCCAUGUAUACAUGCGAUAAUUCCAAACAUUGUCAAAGCUAAAAUCAAAGAGUACCAAAAAAAAAAAAAAAAAAAAAUGGAAAAUCAGGUUAGAAGUAUGCAUGUGCUAUACGAAGGGGGCCUCAUAUGCAAAAGGAAGUACACAAGCAUCAGGAAUAGCUCUGGUGUGGCAAAAGAAACUGGAAGGAGAAGGGAAAAUGUAAAAACAAAGUCCAUUGCUUGGUGUGAAAUCCCAAAAAUACUGCCUUACAAAGCACUGAUGAGUUUUGUCAGAGGCAUCAAUAAAGCUGGGGUGCUUUCUAGAGCACAACGCAACAUUAGAUGAGAGAUCUGGACACUAGUUAUGAUUUGCCCGAUAGGUGCCUGGCGCGAGCCACUUGUAACAAGCUGUACUUUGCACAUGUUUCUAUCAUUCUCUUACGAGGAUGCUCGCCUUUCUAGGAUAAAUCUCUCGAUGAAAUAGACAAAGUCUUAUCUAUGAUAGAAACAUACUUCAACACGGAUUGAUCUGGCGAACGAGACACCGUUGCAAGCGGACUACCCAGUAAUACGUCGAACAGAGGAGAACGCGGCCAUCGAUCGCCGAUCGACCGCCAUCUUUGUUUUCUUCCCGGACUACAAUAGUACGCAAUGUCGAAGAAAUACAAAUGCCCAUUCCCCGAAUGCACCUACGAGACAGAGGAAGUUACAGACGCCGCGGCGUCCCUUCUAUCAGUGCACUCUUCGGGAGUACAUGUCACUCCAGGAACAGUGAACACGAUCAACCCCAACAGUAACACGAAACUCGAAAGAGUACUCCGUCCGACAAUUUCGCAGCGGGAUCGAGUGAGGAUUGGUCGUAUUUUCUAACGCGUUGGGGCGAUUAUGUUGCGGCAACUAAUGUCACCGGCAAAGAAAAGGUAAUCCAGCUCCUCGAGUGCUGCGAUGAACAACUUCGCAAAGACCUGACAAGAAACGCGGGCGGUUCCCUCACCGACAAAACCGCAGAUGAGGUCAUAGCAGCCAUAAAAAAGCUUGCAGUACGGGAGGAGAACGCAAUGGUCGCCCGUGUGCAGCUACACAACACGCGGCAAGACCGGGAUGAGACGAUCCGUAGUUUUGGUGCCCGCCUUCGCGCCAAGCUGGUGUUUGCAAGUUUUUUAGUCACUUGCCCUGGCUGCAACAUAGAGGUCAACUAUACGGAAAACGUCCUUCGCGAUGUCCUCACACGUGGCCUGGCUGACAGCGAAAUCCAAUUAGACCUGUUGGGGGAACGAAACCAAGACAUGAGCCUUGAGGAGGUGUUCCAAUUCAUUGAGGCAAAAGAGGCCGGCAAACGGUCAGCAGGCCGCCUGUCACAAAGCCACAGUACAGACGCCGCACAAAGUCAGUAUCGUCGUGCCAAAAAUGAUGAGGUCAAGCAACGUAAGGAUGGGGACGCGAACGAACUGUGCUCUUAUUGCAACAAGAGAGGGCAUGGCAAGAGCGCGCCGACCAGAAUCCGCCGUCAUGACUGCCCAGCUUAUGGCACCAUCUGCGACAAGUGUGGACGGCAGAACCACUUUGCCAGCAUUUGCCGCAGCAAGGGCAAAAGCAACAGGCCCCAACAGCCGCCGACACCCAUUGGCAAGAGCAGAGAAACGGAAAGCGCAAUUUUUGACUCACUUUGCACCACAACUAGCCUCAGCAGGCCAAGCAAAGGAGUCAUCUCACUCGACCACCACCUCUACUGCCACCUAACCGAUCACUGGGUUCGACAGCCAUCCAAGCCUCAACCGUUCAUAACGCUUACAGCGACAGCCCAUCCUGAAGACUACACAGCCCUUGGAUACAACCCACCCAAAUCACAGUUGGCAACAGCACAACUCUCUGCUAUGGCUGACACAGGCUGCCAGAGCUGCUUGGCUAGCAUAAAAGUCAUCCGUCGCCUGGGCCUCUGUGAGAGUGACCUGAUACCCGUCACUAUGAAAAUGCACGCUGUGAACAACAAAGGGAUCAGCAUCCUGGGCGCAGUCAUCUUAAGGUUCUCGGGCAGGUCUCCAUCCGGAAAAGCCCUGGAAAGCCGACAGAUCGUAUACGUGACAAGCGACUCAGACAAACUUUUCCUCAGCCGAGAGACAUGCAUGGCACUGGGCAUUAUCACUAAGAACUUCCCCAUGUUGGGGGAGACCCUAAACACAUGCAGCUCAAUCGAGCCAGACACAGCCUGCAAUGCAACUGCACCAACCCCGUCAGACAGAGAUAUGCAAACUUCUGAGGGCUCAGACAGCCCCCCAUGCACCUGCCCGCGUCGCAUCACACCGCCACCGAAGCCCACAACCACCCCUUUCCCAGCAACAGAGAACAGUCGGAUGAAGAUGCAACAGUGGCUGCUGGACUACUACCGAACCAGCACCUUCAAUACAUGCGAGCACCAGCCGCUACCCCUAAUGGAGAGCAUCCCUAUGAGGCUAAUGGUUGACCCCCAAAGCGAAACCAGUCGCACACCACAACCCCAUACCAGUGCCACUUCACUGGCAAGAGGAGGUCAAGGCAGGACUCGACCAGGACGUCUCACUGGGUGUCCUCGAACCAGUGCCAGUAGGAGAACCCGUCACCUGGUGCCACCGCAUGGUUGUAUGUGCUAAAAAGAAUGGCAAGCCCCCCCGCACAGUCGAUUUCCAGGCGCUCAACCUCCACGCGACACGUGAAACCCACCACACGCAAAGCCCCUUCCACCAGGCACGCGUUCAAUCCCAAGCAACACCAAAAAGACCGUGUUUGACUGUUGGAAUGGUUACCACAGCGUUUCCCUCCAUGAGGACGAUCGACACCUCACCACCUUCAUCACUCCAUGGGUCGCUACCGCUAUAAAACAGCACCUCAAGGCUACAUAGCUUCUGGCGACGGCUACUCAAGACGGUUUGAUGAGAUCGUGUCCCAUGUUCCUAACAAGACCAAAUGCAUCGACGACACCCUUCUCUGGGCAGACAACCUUGACCAAAGUUUCUUCCAGGCGGUUGACUGGCUCAACCUCUGCGGACACAAUGGUAUCAUACUUAACCCAGACAAGUUCGUCUUGGAGCCGACACUGUCGAAUUCGCAGGAUUUGAGAUCACCCCAAGCUGUGUGCGGCCAUGCAAACAAUACCUCGAUGCCAUCCGCAACUUUCCAAUCCCAGCCAACAUCACGGAUGUCCGCUCCUGGUUUGGCCUGAUCAACCAGGUCUCCUAUGCCUUCGCAGCGACUGAGCGCAUGUUGCCAUUCCGCCAGCUCCUCCAGCCCGGCACCCCUUUCCAAUGGACCGACGAACUGCACACACUCUUUGAAGAAUCCAAAUCAGUAAUUAUCAGUGAAAUUGAAGAGGGUGUGCGUAUCUUUGAGAAAUCUAAACCAACCUGCCUGGCAACCGACUGGUCCAAAAGCAGCAUCGGAUUCUGGCUGUUCCAGAAACACUGCCAGUGCCCAUCCCCCGAACCCUUCUGUUGUCGUACAGGCUGGAAGAUCACCUUGGUUGGGAGCCGUUUCACACACGCCGCUGAAUCAUGCUAUGCCCCAGUAGAGGGCGAAGCCCUAGCCGUUGCCGACGCGCUUGACAAAGCACGAUUUUUUGUCCUGGGUUGCAGUAACCUGAUCAUUGCUGUCGACCACAAGCCCCUCCUAAAAGUGUUUGGAGACCGGUCCCUUGAAGAUAUCACCAACGCCCGGCUCCGCAACCUCAAGGAGAAAAGCUUACGUUACGGUUCGAAUGGUACACAUCCCUGGCGUGCGACACAAAGCUGCCGAUGCUGUAUCCCGCCAUCCUACCGGAACCACCAAACCAGACCUGCUAGUCUUGCCAGGCGACAUAGCCGCGGCAACCGCAACCCUGGCCGCUCUCCGCGCAUUAGAUAACUCCGGACGCUCCUUCUUGGCCGGCAUCCGCCACACCGAACCACAACCGGGCACUUGCUCCAUCACCAUUGAACCAGCUAGCCUCAUCAGCCUCAUCGGCAUUAAACACUAUUGCCGUCACAUGGGAUAGGGUCAAGCUGGCCACAACAAGCAGCAGGGCAAUGACCCAGCUAAUUCAUCUUAUCGAGACUGGAUUCCCUAAAUCCCGUAACGAGCUACCACCUGCCCUUCGGGAGUACCAUCAAUUUCGCGAACACCUCUAUACAGUUGAUGACAUCAUCCUCUACAAGAAUCGCAUCGUGAUACCACCCUCUCUCCGCCAGCAUAUUCUGACUGUCUUGCACUCAGCCCACCAAGGUGUGACUUCCAUGACAGCACGCGCCCGAAAAGCACAGUGUUCUGGCCAAGCAUCACCCCAGCCAUCAUUGCCCUACGGGAAACCUGCAACCACUGCAACCGCAUGGCACCCUCUCAACCGAGUUCACCGCCCUCUCCAGUUGUACCCCCAGCCUACCCGUUCCAAUGUGUUUGCGCCCGACUUCUUUCACUACAAAGGGGUUACCUACCUUGUUAUCGUGAGACCGCUACUCCAACUGGCCCCUCGUUGAGCGAGCAAGAGAGGGAUCUACAGGCCUGAUUGACUGUCUCUUACGAACCUUUGCCACAUUCGGCAUCCCAGACGAACUCGCAACAGAUGGCGGCCCUGAAUUCACAGCAACAGCCACACGCCAAUUCCUGAAAGACUGGGGCAUACACCACCGUCUGUCGUCAGUGGCAUUCCCACACUCAAAUUGCAGGGCAGAGAUUGGCGUCAAAUCAGUCAAACGGUUCAUCACUGACAACACCACCCCAUCUAGUAGCCUAGAUACUGACUCCUUCCAGCGUGCAGUCCUUCAAUAUCGAAACACACCCGACCCGAAUACUCAGCUAUCCCCUGCACAAUGUGUCUUGGCAGGCCAAUCAAGGACUUCAUACCUAUCUUACCUGGUCGCUACCAACCACACCCUACCUGGCGUGACACCCUCGCGACAAGAGAGGCAGCACUAAGAAACCGCCACAUGAAAGCUGCAGAGAGAUGGUCUGAGCACACCAAGCGACUCCCACCCCUGGCCGUUGGUAACCAUGUUCGCAUCCAGAACCAAACAGGCCCCUACCCCACUAAGUGGGAUAAGACAGGAGUCGUGGUCGAGGUUCGCCAAUUCGACCAGUAUGUCAUCCGCAUCGACGGCUCAGGGAGGAUGACUACCCGCAACCGCAAGUUCUUAAGGAAAUACCUCCCGGUGCGGACCACACCGCCCCACCUAACAAUUGAUGACGACCUGCGCCAUCUUGCUAUCUGCCACACAGACCGCCCAAGCCAAUCGCCCCCACCCCAGCACAAGCAAGGAUACCCCCACAACCAUCCCCUGCACAGCCACUAACUGGGCCAACCCCGGCAGCAGUGACACCUGACCACCACAGCCCCAGCCCAAAGCCGAAUGCACCACAGAUACAACUUAGCAACCAAACACCUUCCCCAUCUCCUGAGCACCCCUCGACAGCAACUCCACGAACGCACGCGUCCCAGCCCCCAAGCAGAUCCACUGGCGCCGUCAAGCCCGCCCGAAACCCCCAGAACGACCAAAGAAACCUCCCUUAGCCCUGCGUCGGCUACGGGACUUUAACUCAAAGGACUAUUGGAACAGUGACUUAGUCAUUAGAUCCAUGAGACAGUCAAAUGACACUAUUCCAUAUUUAGUUUUGUUCUUUAAUUCAAAUUAACAUUUGUGUUCUUAUCAGUCUUCACUAUCCCCCAUAUGCAAGCAUGAGGAACACUAAAGACUUGGGGAGAGAUAGAGCACAACGCAACAUUAGAUGAGAGAUCUGGACACUAGUUAUGAUUUGCCCGAUAGGUGCCUGGCGCGAGCCACUUGUAACAAGCUGUACUUUGCACAUGUUUCUAUCAUUCUCUUACGAGGAUGCUCGCCUUUCUAGGAUAAAUCUCUCGAUGAAAUAGACAAAGUCUUAUCUACUUUCCUUAGAAAGUCUGGCAGCUAAAUUUUCUUCAGAGCAUUUCUUGGAAACCAUUUUUCCUUCAGCUUGCAGAUCUUUAUUUGCUUCUGACUAGCAGAAGCCCCUGUCUGCAUUGGUUUAAUGGUGAAAAGGGUCUUGUAAACAGCUGUUGGCGCAGAUGGUGUUCCCUUUGGGAAAGAUGA